This is a messenger RNA of Angiostrongylus costaricensis, 1320 nucleotides long. NCBI's taxonomy places the organism in Eukaryota, Metazoa, Nematoda, Chromadorea, Rhabditida, Metastrongylidae. The record is from the annotation of a GenBank genome assembly.
AUGUUGCGCGGCCGGCCGGUGAUGGUAGAACGGGUGAAGUUUUCGGUUGUCAUAGUCAGCGUUGCCGGAGCGUUUCGAAAAGGAAAGAGCUUCCUGCUGAAUUUCUUCCUUGAAUAUCUGUAUAGCUUGCAAAAGUCUCAGCAGAACGAUGCGCCACUAGAAUGGCUCACAGACGACUGUCAAGUGCACGGAUUCCACUGGCGAGCCGGUGUCAAACGAGACACUGUUGGAGUGUGGCUGUGGGGCGAGCCGAUUAUGAUCGAGGCCGCCUCGGGCGAGAUGUACGCCGUCCUUCUGAUGGAUACACAAGGCACGUUCGACAACACAUCCACCUACCAACAGUGCCUGACUAUUUUCGCACUUUCUACUAUCCUUAGCUGUAUACAGAUUUAUAAUGUGGUCGACAACAUCCAGGAAGAUUCACUGCAGCAUCUUUCACUUUUUGUUGAAUACGGGAAACUGGCGAUGUCAGAAGCGCGACACUACGGCAAGCCUUUUCAGACUCUGGUGUUUUGUGUACGAGAUUUCAAAAAUCCAGAAGAAUACGGAUACGGGUACGAAGGAGGCAAGAAGUUUCUCGAACAAGUUCUUACUCCAUCUCCCAGCCAACCGGAAGAGGUUCGAUGUAUCCGGGAACAGUUAUCAAAUUAUUUCGAUCAGAUAUCCUGCUAUCUUCUUCCUCAUCCUGGCUAUCGGGUCGCCGAGAGACAGUCGUUCAGAGGCCAUAUCAAAGGUACUGUUGAUCCCAGCACCCAUCUGACAACAAAAUGUCCGUAUUCAGAUCUGCGACCCGUAUUUCGUGAAGAAUUGAAGAAAAUGGUCUCGUCGCUGUUGAAUCCGCAUGCCCUCCAACCUAAAUUAAUCAACGGGAAACCAGUUACUUGUCGAAAACUCAUUCAGUAUUUCAAGGAAUAUGUGAAUUCCUUCGAUGGCAGCUCUCUCCCACAAGCAAACAGCAUUCUGAACGCCAAUGCUAAGCUGAUCUGCAUCGAGGCCGCUCACGAGGCCAAAGUUGCCUACUGUCGGGGAAUGGAUCGGUCUACUGUGGGCUCGCGGAUGAUUCCGGAAAAAAGGCUGCUCGAAGCCCAUAUAAAGCAUGGCAUCACCGCACUGAACAUAUACGACAGAUGUCCGAAAAUUGGAACCACCGAAAUUCGAAGUUGUCUAUUAGCUAAGCUUCAGGAGGACAUCAACGCCGAACUUGAGCGGUACAAGCGAGUGAACGCGGCGAAGAAAGUGACGGGCUGCGCGACGGCGAUGACCACCUGCGGCGACAGCUCGCUGCUCGGCCUCGGCCUUGGGGCCGCCACCUCCGGUUAG